This is a messenger RNA of Archocentrus centrarchus (flier cichlid), 1355 nucleotides long. It is a transcript of the gene rprma, whose product is annotated as reprimo, TP53 dependent G2 arrest mediator candidate a. Lineage: Eukaryota; Metazoa; Chordata; Actinopteri; Cichliformes; Cichlidae. The transcript has a single exon. The record is from RefSeq and is a predicted model, not a curated record. Bases 235 to 543 code for a protein of 102 amino acids.
CAUUACGCUCUGAAACUGGCAGCACAACACAUGAAAUCCCCAGUAAUGCGAUGCCAAAGCAGCUUGUUAAAUUCAAGAGGAGCGCUGUCUGAUCUGAGGGAACUUCUUCAACUCGCCGCCUCCUCAUCUUUACUUUUCACUUGAUGACAAUUUCUGUGGGAUCGUGCCGAGCGCGUCUUUCCCUCUCUGCCUUCCGCAUCUCUCGCACUGAAAGUUUGCUUUGCAAAAGUAGACAUGAAUAACACCGGCUUCAACCAAACAGAGAGCGGGCUAUUCAACAAGACAGAGGAGGUUUUUUGCUGCAACUUUUCAUCCGUGGUGACUGAUAAUGGCUUUGUGGCAGCCGCUCCGGAUGAGAGGAGCCUCUUCAUCAUGAGGGUGGUCCAGAUAGCCGUCAUGUGCGUUUUAUCCCUCACGGUGGUGUUUGGUAUAUUUUUCUUAGGCUGCAACCUCCUCAUAAAAUCAGAGGGGAUGAUUAACUUUUUGGUAACAGACAGAAGACCGUCAAAAGAAGCGGAAGCAGUUAUUGUUGGAGCCUACUAACUGAUAAGGACAUUUACAAUGAUCAUACUCUGAUCAGAUGGCGACAGAUCGGAGACGAUAUGAUGAUCAACUGCCUAAACUGCAUUUUCAUAAUGGUACUUAGAAACAAACAAACAAAAGCUCAGAGGAACGGUCACCUUGCAAGAGUAACUGAACUCUGUUGGUGACUGAUGUUCACGGGGAGUCCACCUUAAUUCUUGUGGCCUUUAAUGCCAAGAAUGACUAAUUCAUCUUCAAGAGGUAUUGUGCGUUUUAAGCCUCUUUGUGUAUUCAGUAGGCUAUUUCAAAGCGCACUGUUGUAAUUUCAGUAUAGUUUCACUGUUUGUCAAGCAACAUCCUUUGUCAAAAUAGUGGCAAAGUUUUAGUAUUUGCUGCUUGGAAAUACCUUGCAUUGCAAAUGCAAUGGAGCAAUUAAAUCUAUGUUGUAUGCUUCUGCAUGCAACGUGCAGUUCUCUAUUUUCUGGUGAUAGAUGUAUGAGUGUUUUUGUGGGCAGCGGUGAAAGCCCCAAAAUGCUGUGUAUCAUCUUAAUUUAAAUAAAUUAAUUCUGUAAUUAAAGUUUACCUCUUAAGAUCUAUGUUUCUAUUAUCAUCUUGGCCUCCACCACGCCCUCUGCCAAAAUAACUGUUUGAUUCAUAGGUAUACACUGUAAUAAUUAAAUUAUGUUAAAACACAAUAGGGUUUAUUGAUCCUGAUAAAAUGUAUUGUGAACAUUUAUCUAUAGUUAUCAAGAGUUGUACAGUUAGAGGGAACCCAGCAAUAGUAGCAUACAAAAAAUCUUUUGUGUCUUUUGCUCUUUAUUAAUAUUUAGCAU